GUGGAGGAGAACCCGAAGCUUUGCCAGCUUUUGCUGCUACAACACCAUCUCUCCCAGACGAAGAUGAGGACUUGAUGGACUUUGAGCCAGCAGUUGAAGUAGAAGGUGCGCCUGAGUGUUAUGACGAGAUGCCAGCGGAAAACAGAUGUGGAAUCAAACCAAAAGGCUUAUCAAUUCGACUGGAAUGCGAAAAAGGACAGUACGUUUAUAUUCAAAGCGCAAGUUAUGGACGAUCACAAGGUGAUGUAGGAUGCGAUGUGCUUACCCCACUAGAGGCAGAUGAGUGUACUUCCGAAACAACUUUGCAAGCAGUUAAAGACAAGUGUGAAGGAAGAAGAUCUUGCGUCGUUCCAUUUCGUCCCAACUUUCAUGGUGGAAAUCCUUGUGGUAGGAGGGUUGAGACGUUUCUCAAUGUGAAAUAUGUCUGUGCAAAAUCAUGUGGAGGAGAACCCGAAGCUUUGCCAGCUUUUGCUGCUACAACACCAUCUCUCCAAGACGAAGAUGAGGACUUGAUGGACUUUGAGCCAGCAGUUGAAGUAGAAGGUGCGCCUGAGUGUUAUGACGAGAUGCCAGCGGAAAACAGAUGUGGAAUCAAACCAAAAGGCUUAUCAAUUCGACUGGAAUGCGAAAAAGGACAGUACGUUUAUAUUCAAAGCGCAAGUUAUGGACGAUCAAAAGGUGAUGUAGGAUGCGAUGUGCUUACCCCACUAGAGGCAGAUGAGUGUACUUCCGAGACAACUUGCAAGCAGUUAAAGACAACUUUUGCUGCUACAACACCAUCUCUCCCAGACGAAGAUGAGGACUUGAUGGACUUUGAGCCAGCAGUUGAAGUAGUAGGUGCGCCUGAGUGUUAUGACGAGAUGCCAGCGGAAAACAGAUGUGGAAUCAAACCAAAAGGCUUAUCAAUUCGACUGGAAUGCGAAAAAGGACAGUACGUUUAUAUUCAAAGCGCAAGUUAUGGACGAUCACAAGGUGAUGUAGGAUGCGAUGUGCUUACCCCACUAGAGGCAGAUGAGUGUACUUCCGAAACAACUUUGCAAGCAGUUAAAGACAAGUGUGAAGGAAGAAGAUCUUGCGUCGUUCCAUUUCGUCCCAACUUUCAUGGUGGAAAUCCUUGUGGUAGGAGGGUUGAGACGUUUCUCAAUGUGAAAUAUGUCUGUGCAAAAUCAUGUGGGGGAGAACCCGAAGCUUUGCCAGCUUUUGCUGCUACAACACCAUCUCUCCCAGACGAAGAUGAGGACUUGAUGGACUUUGAGCCAGCAGUUGAAGUAGAAGGUGCGCCUGAGUGUUAUGACGAGAUGCCAGCGGAAAACCGAUGUGGAAUCAAACCAAAAGGCUUAUCAAUUCGACUGGAAUGCGAAAAAGGACAGUACGUUUAUAUUCAAAGCGCAAGUUAUGGACGAUCACAAGGUGAUGUAGGAUGCGAUGUGCUUACCCCACUAGAGGCAGAUGAGUGUACUUCCGAAACAACUUUGCAAGCAGUUAAAGACAAGUGUGAAGGAAGAAGAUCUUGCGUCGUUCCAUUUCGUCCCAACUUUCAUGGUGGAAAUCCUUGUGGUAGGAGGGUUGAGACGUUUCUCAAUGUGAAAUAUGUCUGUGCAAAAUCAUGUGGAGGAGAACCCGAAGCUUUGCCAGCUUUUGCUGCUACAACACCAUCUCUCCAAGACGAAGAUGAGGACUUGAUGGACUUUGAGCCAGCAGUUGAAGUAGUAGGUGCGCCUGAGUGUUAUGACGAGAUGCCAGCGGAAAACAGAUGUGGAAUCAAACCAAAAGGCUUAUCAAUUCGACUGGAAUGCGAAAAAGGACAGUACGUUUAUAUUCAAAGCGCAAGUUAUGGACGAUCACAAGGUGAUGUAGGAUGCGAUGUGCUUACCCCACUAGAGGCAGAUGAGUGUACUUCCGAGACAACUUUGCAAGCAGUUAAAGAAAAGUGUGAAGGAAGAAGAUCUUGCGUCGUUCCAUUUCGUCCCAACUUUCAUGGUGGAAAUCCUUGUGGUAGGAGGGUUGAGACGUUUCUCAAUGUGAAAUAUGUCUGUGCAAAAUCAUGUAAGUUAUUAUUGUCAAGCAACAACUAUAGUUUUAUUGUCAUAUUGGGUUACUUGCACAUGAAAGGAACACGCAAGUCCACCGUAGCUUUAAAAUAUUACAAUAUAUCAUUUUCAUGCGGGAAAUAA
Messenger RNA from Saccoglossus kowalevskii, 2174 nucleotides. RefSeq lists its product as uncharacterized. The record is from RefSeq and is a predicted model, not a curated record. Gene Ontology annotation, biological process: Notch signaling pathway; axon guidance. NCBI's taxonomy places the organism in Eukaryota, Metazoa, Hemichordata, Enteropneusta, Harrimaniidae. Gene Ontology annotation, cellular component: plasma membrane; signaling receptor complex; cell surface. Gene Ontology annotation, molecular function: calcium ion binding; carbohydrate binding.